Cololabis saira (Pacific saury) is the source of this 1612-nucleotide messenger RNA. RefSeq names its product cytochrome P450 2F2-like. Gene Ontology annotation, molecular function: oxidoreductase activity, acting on paired donors, with incorporation or reduction of molecular oxygen, reduced flavin or flavoprotein as one donor, and incorporation of one atom of oxygen; heme binding; iron ion binding. Bases 53 to 1516 code for a protein of 487 amino acids. Gene Ontology annotation, cellular component: cytoplasm; intracellular membrane-bounded organelle. Lineage: Eukaryota; Metazoa; Chordata; Actinopteri; Beloniformes; Belonidae. Gene Ontology annotation, biological process: xenobiotic metabolic process. The record is from RefSeq and is a predicted model, not a curated record. The transcript is spliced from 11 exons.
GUCAACAUUUUACAAGUCAACCAGCUGGCCUCUUCCAUUCAUUCCAGUUACCAUGUUGGUGUCAACAGUUUUGCUGUUCCUCUGUAUUUUUUUCAUCAUCUUUCAACUCAAAUCACGGAGGCCCAAGAACUUCCCACCAGGACCUCCAGCACUGCCUGUUCUGGGGAACCUUUUAACCCUGACUCAAGGUGACCUCUUGAAAGGAUUGGAGAGGCUGAGGAAGCCUUAUGGAGAUGUCUACAGUCUGUACUUCGGUACAAAACCAGCUGUUGUCAUCAAUGGGCUGAAGGCCAUGAAGGAGGCGAUGGUGAUCAAGGCCACAGAUUUUGCUGGACGACCCCAGGAUGUGCUGUUUUCUGACGUCUUCCAGGGAAAAGGAUUGCUCCUCGUAGAUUAUGGUUUGAGAUGGAUGGAAAAUCGUCGCUUUGCUCUGAUGACCUUGAGGAACUUCGGUCUUGGGAAAACAUCAAUGGAGGCAAGAAUUCAUGACGAGCUUCAAUACGCAAUUGAAAUACUGGAAAAGAGCAUUGGUAAAACCAUGAGUCCUCAGGUUUUGUUUCAUAAUACGGCCUCUAACAUCAUCUGCCAGGUUCUGUUUGGUACACGCUAUGAGCAUGAAGACGAGACAAUCAAAGUGAUUGUUCGAUGCUUUGCAGAAAUUGCUAAAAUAGCCAGUGGACCGUGGGCUAUGCUGUACAACAGUGUUCCGAUGGUGCGCCACCUGCCACUGCCCUUCAGAAAGGCCUUUGAGAAUGUUGAGACUUAUUUAGGUAUUGUUCACCAUAUUAUGACUGAACACAAAAAGACCAGAGAACCGGGCGAGCCACGAGAUUUUGUUGACUGCUAUCUGGAUGAACUGGAUAAGAGAGGUGAUGAUUCUACCUUUUCAGAGGAGCAACUCUUGAGAAGCACGUUUGAUCUUUACCUAGCUGGGACUGACACCACGUCGAGCACUCUGCUCACUGCUUUUCUGUACCUGAUGAACUACCCACACAUACAAGAACAAUGUCAGCAGGAGAUAGACCAGAUAGCGGAGGGGAAGGAUCGGGUCAGUUUUGAGGACAGACACAAGAUGCCGUACAUGCAGGCUGUGAUCCAUGAAUUGCAGAGGAUUGCCAACACUGUUCCUCUCAGUAUCGUUCACUGCACAACAAAAGACACAGAGCUCAUGGGAUAUGGAAUUCCCAAGGGUACAACGGUCAUUCCAAAUCUGAGCUCUGUGCUGAGGGAGAAAGGACAGUGGAAAUAUCCUGAGGAAUUUAAUCCAGAAAACUUUCUUAAUGACAAGGGGGAGUUCUUCAAACCAGAAGCCUUCAUGCCCUUCUCUGCUGGUCCUCGAAUAUGUCUCGGAGAGGGUCUGGCUCGUAUGGAGCUUUUCCUCAUUAUGGUGACACUUCUGAGGAGGUUUAAGUUCAUCUGGCCUGAAGAUGCAGGAGAACCAGACUUCACCCCAGUCUUUGGUGGCACUUUAACUCCCAAACCUUAUUACAUGAAGGUCCAACUGAGGUCAACGUAGCUUGGUGGUGUGCAGAUGAUCAGCAAAAACAGAUGAAAGUUCCAAUGAAUAUUCAGUUUGGAUUAUCUUGUUUAAUUUGAUUAAAAAAUUUAGAGA